Molecule: messenger RNA, 189 nt
Organism: Didymodactylos carnosus
Lineage: Eukaryota; Metazoa; Rotifera; Eurotatoria; Philodinida; Philodinidae
Source: the annotation of a GenBank genome assembly
AUGGCAGAGUUCCUGCAAAUUCAGAAUUCUACCUCGCUUCCGGCAGAAUUGAAUAAUGAGACGGAAUUGAAUGUAGAAAAGUACGUAGACUAUUCAAGUUCGAAACGUUGUACUGGUUACUCACCCUCAUGCUUCGCCUCCACCUCCCACUCUCCUCUUACGGUGUAUGCUAUGAGGAGCAGUGGACGU